AUGAGCUGCGGGUCCCAUGUGCGGAGUGUGUGGGCACUGACAUCAGCAGGGCUCAUCUUCCUAUGGGCGAUCCGCCUGGCUCUGGGGCACACCAACAAUUUUGGCUUUGAAUACUUGAUGGAGGAGAGCGCAGAGGAGCCGAUCUACAAGGAUCCAUGCAAGGCUGCUGCUUAUUGGGGUGAUAUUGCUUUGGAUGAAGAGGACCUGAAAUGGUUUCAAGUUAACAGAUCACUAGACCGAGAAGAAACCAGCAAUAACCAUACUGGAG
Molecule: messenger RNA, 268 nt
Organism: Nanorana parkeri
Lineage: Eukaryota; Metazoa; Chordata; Amphibia; Anura; Dicroglossidae
Product: tolloid-like protein 2
Exons: 2
Source: RefSeq, a predicted model, not a curated record